Electrophorus electricus (electric eel) is the source of this 955-nucleotide messenger RNA. RefSeq names its product Receptor expression-enhancing protein 6-like. The record is from RefSeq and is a predicted model, not a curated record. Lineage: Eukaryota; Metazoa; Chordata; Actinopteri; Gymnotiformes; Gymnotidae.
GUCUACCUGCCUGUUUACGAACUAUCGGCAGUGUGAACAGCAAUCGUUGAUCUCUUGUACUAUUAAAUAUUCGGACUCGCUCUGGAAACAAUACAUUUUUUCGCGGGAUUAUAACGUACCUCUGUCCUUUUUGCACUUUCCGCCCUCGGCAACAAAUAGAAGAAAGAGCACAAUGUUUGCUAUUCUUACAGACCGUUAUGAUACGUUUUUUAAAGAGAAGAAUAUGGUUACGGAUUUCUUAGCAAAGUUGGAGGAGCGAAGUGGAAUUCAGAAACAAUACAUUGCAACAGGUGCAGUGUCCAUCAUUGCAUUAUAUCUAUUAUUUGGUUAUGGUGCCUCUCUUCUCUGCAACCUGAUUGGAUUUGUUUACCCUGCAUAUGCUUCUAUUAAAGCCAUUGAGAGCAGUAGCAAGGAUGACGACACCCAGUGGCUGACCUACUGGGUGGUGUAUGGACUCUUCAGUGUGGCAGAGUUCUUCUCAGACAUUUUCCUGUUCUGGUUUCCCUUUUACUAUGCUGGAAAGUGUGUGUUUUUGCUGUGGUGCAUGGCCCCCAUUUCCUGGAAUGGCUCUCAGAUCAUAUAUACACGCCUAGUGAGACCUUUCUUCCUCAAGCAUGAGGCAGUGCUUGACACCGUGGUCAAAGAUUUGAGCGGCAAGUCCAAAAGUGCAGCUCAGUCUGUGGCCCGUGAAGGCUUUACCAUGUUCGGCAAUGACAAGAACAAAUGAUUUGGAAAAAUGACGACUUAAUAGUUUUGUUAUCAUGAUGUCUUUGGUUCCAACUACAAUCCUUUUAAGAACUACAGACAACUAUCCCAAAAGAACUGAUAAUUACAAAAUUGAGUCAGUGAAUCGGUGUUAAUCAAUUUAAAUGUGAAUGUAAGGUAAAAGUUUGUAUUGCACUCACCAUAAAUAUUGUUUCAAGAUUGAUUUUAAUAAAAAUUUAUUUGUGAAAAA